Manacus vitellinus (golden-collared manakin) is the source of this 837-nucleotide messenger RNA. RefSeq names its product serine protease 23-like. Lineage: Eukaryota; Metazoa; Chordata; Aves; Passeriformes; Pipridae. The record is from RefSeq and is a predicted model, not a curated record.
AUGGCUUGCUGCCAGAUGGUCGCUCUUCUCUUACUCUCCUUUCCUAGUGCUGCAGCUGGUGACCUGGUUCCCACUCGUGUUCCCUGCUCCACACUGCAACCAGCCAAAGGGUGGUUCCUGUCACAGUCUGUCCUGGAGCUCAUGACAUGCUGUGAUCACGCCUGCCCCCGGCAGGACCUCAUCCUGAUCCCUCAGAGCUUCCAGGAGUACCUCUCUUAUGAGACAGUGUAUCCCAACAGCACCCAUACCCUCACCGUGGUGGAAGUGAGCCCUUGAGUGAGUGGUGUGGGGAGGAGGGGGCAGAGGCAGCAUGUGCAGUGCAAGCAGCAGAUUUAUGGUGCAGACAGGCAGUUUUCCAUCAGUGGCCACUUCCUGAUGAGCUCCCGCUUCUCUGCCACCAUCAGGAUCCCCACAGGCUGCACGGGUGUGCUGGUGUUUGGACACAUCCCCACCACUGCCUACUGCCUUCACCAUGGCAAAGUCUAUGUGAAGGGGGUCAAGAAGAUCCAAGUGAGUUUCCUGAUGCUGGCACAGGGUGCUGGCAAUGGGAUGGGGAGGCUGGUGAUGCACAUGGGCCCAUCCUUGGUCAGUGUGGGCUAUGACUACACCCUUUUUAGGCUGCACAGGCCAUGCUGGUGCCUGCACAUGAAGCUGAUGGCAGCUCUGGCAGCAGAGAAGAUGGCUGGGAAGAGGAGUGAUUUCUCAGGGUUUGACGGUGACCUGCUGGGGGUCUGCCUCUUGUGUGGGAGGGAGGACGAGAUGGUCCUUCUCAUCUACUGCGAUGGCAGCCCUGGUGCAUCUGGCUCUGGGGUGUAUGUGCAAAGCUACUCCAGUUAG